UCGCAGCCCGGUCACAUUUGGUGCUGGAAGGAGGAAGCGGUGACGCACCUGGAGACUGCAGUUCUGGGUCCUUCUCACAGCUCUUUCACCAUGCCUGGGUCACUUCCUUUGAAUACAGAAGCUUGUUGGCCCAAAGAUGUGGGAAUUGUUGCCCUUGAAAUCUAUUUCCCUCAAUACAUUGAUCAAGUAGAGUUGGAAAAAUAUGAUGGUGUAGAUGCUGGCAAGUAUACUAUUGGCUUGGGUCAGGUCAAGAUGGGCUUCUGUACAGAUCGAGAAGAUAUCAACUCUCUUUGCCUGACUGUGGUUCAGAAUUUGAUGGAAAGAAACAACCUUUCCUAUGAUUGUAUUGUGCGGCUAGAAGUUGGAACAGAGACAAUCAUUGACAAAUCAAAAUCAGUGAAGACAAAUUUGAUGCAGCUGUUUGAGGAGUCCAGGAAUACAGAUAUAGAAGGAAUUGAUACAACUAAUGCCUGCUACGGAGGCACAGUUUCUGUCUUCAAUGCCAUUAACUGGAUUGAGUCCAGCUCUUGGGAUGGACGAUAUGCACUGGUUGUUGCUGGAGAUAUUGCUAUAUAUGCCACAGGAAAUGCCCAACCCACAGGUGGAGUUGGAGCCGUGUCUCUGCUCAUUGGCCCAAAUGUUCCUUUAGUUUUUGAGCAUGGGCUUUUUGGGACACAUAUGCAACAUGCCUAUGACUUUUACAAGCCUGAUAUGCUUUCUGAGUAUCCCAUAGUAGAUGGAAAACUCUCCAUUCAGUGCUACCUCAGUGCAUUAGACCGCUGCUAUUCCGUCUACCGCAAAAAGAUCCAAGCUCAGUGGCAGAAAGAGGGAAAGGAUAAAGAUUUUACUUUAAAUGAUUUUGGCUUCAUGAUCUUUCACUCACCAUAUUGUAAACUGGCUCAGAAGUCUCUGGCUCAGAUAUUACUGAAUGACUUUCUUAAUGACCAGAACAGGGAUAAAAAUAGCAUCUACAGUGGCUUGGAAACCUUUCGGGAUAUUAAAUUAGAAGACACUUACUUUGACAGGGAUGUGGAAAUGACAUUUAUGAAGGCUAGUACUGAACUAUUUAACCAGAAAACAAAGGCAUCUUUGCUUGUAUCAAAUCAAAACGGAAACAUAUAUACAUCGUCAGUAUAUGGUUCGCUUGCUUCUGUUCUAGCACAGUACUCACCUCAGCAGUUGGGAGGAAAGAGUAUUGGAGUGUUAUCUUAUGGUUCGGGCUUGGCUGCUACCCUGUAUUCUCUUAAAGUUACACAAGAUGCCACACCAGGGUCUGCUCUUGAUAAAAUAACAGCAAGUUUGUAUGAUCUUAAAUCAAGACUAGAGGAUGAUACUGGUUCUGGAAUCUGGAUAUUAAUUUAA
Perognathus longimembris pacificus (Pacific pocket mouse) is the source of this 1362-nucleotide messenger RNA. Its product is annotated as hydroxymethylglutaryl-CoA synthase, cytoplasmic-like. Gene Ontology annotation, biological process: acetyl-CoA metabolic process. NCBI's taxonomy places the organism in Eukaryota, Metazoa, Chordata, Mammalia, Rodentia, Heteromyidae. Gene Ontology annotation, cellular component: cytosol. The record is from RefSeq and is a predicted model, not a curated record. Gene Ontology annotation, molecular function: hydroxymethylglutaryl-CoA synthase activity.